UAGUAGAAAUAGUGUUAAAGUGCCGGUAAGGUGACUAAGUAUUUUGUUGACAUAUUGAACAAGUUGGACCAAAAGGAGUAUACAGUCAUCUUGGACUUAACUUAUAAAUAUUAAUGUCAAGCUUUGACGUCAUAUUUAAAGAAAGUCACCCCACUUUGUUCCACCCUGAGCAGCGGAAUAAACAACAAGUCAAGUCAGCGUUCAAUUUUCGAAAGUCAACUUGAAUUAAAAAAAAAGAAAAGCCGGUCAAAAUAUAUCAGUCAUGGGCGAUGCUGAUCGUGCGAUGAACGAACCAGAAGCCGCGAAAACUGUGUCCGGAAUCCAGGUGAUUCCCGCCGAGGAUGUGGCUUCCAUUGAGGAUAUAAUCACAAUCGAUCCGGACUGCUACGAGCUUGAUCUGAAUCAUCGCCGGAUCGAGAAGCUGGAGAACUUCGAGCCGCUGACUCGAAUCGAGCGCCUGUUUCUGCGCUGGAAUCUGAUCAAGAAAAUCGAGAACUUGUCCAGCCUGAAAACACUGAUUGAGCUGGAGCUGUAUGACAACCAGAUCACCAAGAUUGAGAAUUUGGACGACUUGCCCCACCUGGAGGUGCUGGACAUUAGCUUCAAUCGUCUGACGAAGAUAGAGAACCUUGACAAGCUGGUCAAGCUGGAGAAGGUCUACUUUGUGUCGAACCGGAUAACCCAAAUCGAGAACCUGGACAUGCUCACCAAUCUGACCAUGCUAGAGCUGGGGGAUAACAAACUGAAGAAGAUCGAAAACAUCGAAAUGCUCGUGAAUCUACGACAGCUCUUCCUGGGCAAAAAUAAGAUAGCAAAGAUCGAGAACUUGGACACAUUGGUCAAUUUGGAGAUACUCAGUCUACAGGCCAAUCGCAUUGUAAAAAUCGAGAACCUUGAAAAGCUUGCCAACCUCCGCGAACUCUACGUUUCGGAAAACGGAGUGGAAACCAUUGAAAACCUCUCGGAGAACACCAAAUUGGAGACCCUCGACUUGGCCAAGAACCGGUUGAAGGGCAUUGCCAAUCUGGAAAAGCUGGAACUGCUCGAGGAGCUGUGGCUGAACCACAACGGAGUCGAUGACUGGAAGGACAUUGAGCUGUUGAAGGUGAACAAGGCGCUGCAGACCAUCUACCUGGAGUACAAUCCGCUGGCCAAGGAUGUUCGCUACCGCUCCAAACUGCGCGACAUACUGCCGCAGCUGCAGAAGAUUGAUGCCACCCUGUGCAAGGUGCCCGGUACCUAGAUGGAACCACUGUAAACCCCUUGAAAGACUAAUCCACGGCGUUGCGCCACUACAUUUAUAUCGAUUAACUUUGAAAAACUGCGUUUAAAAUAUACAUACAAAUUAACCACU
Messenger RNA from Drosophila melanogaster (fruit fly), 1354 nucleotides. RefSeq names its product sds22 (gene sds22). The transcript is spliced from 2 exons. The coding region runs from base 263 to 1243 and encodes 326 amino acids. Lineage: Eukaryota; Metazoa; Arthropoda; Insecta; Diptera; Drosophilidae. The record is from RefSeq and is marked reviewed. Gene Ontology annotation, cellular component: cilium; nucleus.